UUGGCCAUCAUGGAUUCCUCCAGUCUGAGCGGGACAGGGCGGAGCACGGCAGCGGAGCACUCGGUGGAGCUCGGUAUUCUUCGGGCUGAGACUGUGGCGGGAAUCUAGCUUGUUUAGAAGCUAGCAGGGUACCUUUAUCCAGAAAAAGUUGGAAGGAUGGCAGCAGCCAGAAAACAGAUGAAGAAAAAACACCUGGAGGAGAAGGCAGAUGAAAAGGUUUUUGAUUUUAUUCCUGAGGAUGAGAAGAAGGAGCUGAGCGGCUCCGAGGAUGAAGUCAGAGAAGAUGAAACUCCAGUAGUGGACAAACUGGCAAAGAAGAGACCAGCUGACUUUGAGGAGGAGGCACCCUGUGCUGUGGGAAAUGAGGUGCAGUCCAUGUUGGAGAAGUUUGGAGCUGAUAUCAGCAAGGUGAUGCAGGCCAAGAAGAAACGUUUGGAGUGUCUGACAAAGAACUACAUGAAGGGAAGCCAACACAAGCUGGAGCAGCUGUGGAAUAACUAUUACAGCCAGAGGCAGAAGAUAACACAGCAGUACUCCCAGCAGGUGUCCUCGGCACUGCAGCAGUGGGAGACUGAAGCCCAGCGAGCUGAAGAGCAGGAGGAGAAACUCAACAACCUGUUCCGGCAGCAGCAGAAAAUCCUGCAGCAGGCCAGAGUGGUGCGGAACCAGAAGCUGAAGACUGUCAAAGAGCUGUACGAGCAGUUUGUCAAGAACAUGGAGGACAUGGAGAAGAGCCACGAGUCUUUCCUGCAGGGGGCACAGCAAGAGCUGAGAAAGGAGAUGGCCUCCCUGCAGAAGAAGAUCCUCAUGGACACGCAACAGCAGGAGAUGGCGACGGUCCGGAAGUCCUUGAAGUCGAUGCUCUUCUAGGCUGCCGCCGGCUUGGUUCCCGCUUUCAGGAGGGUCCUGCUCAGAGUUGUUCUGCUCGUUCCUCACGGUUCUCGCUGGUUUCCUAAAAAUCUGAACUGUUCUCACGUCAUAUUUCUGAUUUCACUGCUGCGUUUCCAGAGGAGCAGCCUUCAGCACUCACUCUGAGAGUCCGCGCAGAACCAGAGGUGCCUCUGUGAUGCUGAUGCAUUUGUAACUUUAAUGACGAUGGCUUUUUUCUUCUUUGUUCCUGAGGUUAUUAAAAUAAAGAACGUGUUGGUGAUA
Molecule: messenger RNA, 1152 nt
Organism: Archocentrus centrarchus (flier cichlid)
Lineage: Eukaryota; Metazoa; Chordata; Actinopteri; Cichliformes; Cichlidae
Gene: sycp3
Product: synaptonemal complex protein 3
Exons: 9
Coding region: 157-870 (237 amino acids)
Biological process (GO): spermatid development; meiotic cell cycle
Cellular component (GO): synaptonemal complex
Source: RefSeq, a predicted model, not a curated record